Saccharomycopsis crataegensis is the source of this 1308-nucleotide messenger RNA. RefSeq lists its product as uncharacterized. The transcript has a single exon. NCBI's taxonomy places the organism in Eukaryota, Fungi, Ascomycota, Saccharomycetes, Ascoideales, Saccharomycopsidaceae. The coding region runs from base 1 to 1308 and encodes 435 amino acids. The record is from RefSeq and is a predicted model, not a curated record.
AUGAUAGUCUUCCAGGCUCUAAUAGUGGUUCUUUUAUAUGUCCAGUCGGCUCAUGGGGCUUCGCUCCCAGUUAAUUUGACUAAGGAAGUCUACUAUAAUAACAUGUCUGGACACUCCCUCAACAACAGAAACAAUACCAUUAUUUAUUCAACCAAUUCCACACCACUAUCAAUAUUCAACCGAAAAUCUAUAUCACCAGAGACCAUUGAUCUUAGUGAAAGUAGCUUAGAAAAAGCAUCAUCAACAUUGGAUAAAUCAGCAGCAUCAACAUUGGAUAAAUCAGCAGCAUCAAAAACUAUUUCAGAUGGUGAUACUUCUUCCUGGGGCAAGCUGGUUUCAAACCUCUUUAGCGGUCUAUUAUCAAAGCUAAAACCAUCACUGCCAGACACCACGCAACAAGAGUUAACUAAAGAUCCGAAGUUACUGAAUCCUGUGAAGGUAGACUCACAUCCUAAGGUUCAACAACAGGAUUCGCAUCAAACAAUUGUUAAGCAACCAGCUGUUCAAGAACCAGCCGCCACCGGCCGAUCUCAACAAGUUACACUUGUGCCUGUUCAUCAAUCAAAGGUAACAGUUGUUACCGUAGAGCAGCCGAUUGCUCAAACCCAUUUGCAAGCAGAUCAAAAACUGCCAUCCUCAAUCAUCAAUGUCGACGCCCCAAAAGCCCCAGCUCUACCAUCCGCAAAAGAAAAUGAAAAACCUAGCCCUAGUGCUGAACCCCUCACUUCAAAAGGUGCUAACAUGGGGAUCAUGGCAGGAGGUGCUGUCCUUGGGUCUGAGGCUUCAAGUUUACAAGCAGAAGGAGGAUCAGAGAGUCCUGCUGCGAUUUCCUUAGGUGAUACAACUUCAGUUUCCCUCCCCUUAGCUGCCCCACAGCCUAGUGAUGCUGCUGCUUCUGCUUCUGCUUCUAAUGCAGAAAACGAAAGAGAUGCCAAGUUGAACUUGGCAAUAGAACGAGGUAAUAUUGUGCUUGGGGCAGUGGGUGUUGUUCAAGCGGUGGUGGGAAUUGUGAGUGAUGUCCUCACAACUAGCUACCAAACCGUCACUUCUACUUACACGUUCACUGGAACUCAAGCGUCUUCAUUGUUGAAUGACCCUAAUGUUUAUGUCACCAGUGUUCAAUGGCACACUGUCACUUCAGAUAUUGUCAAUGGUGCAUUGAGUGCAGCAACCACUACCAUUGAAAUCCCACGAAUCACCGCAGUAACUCCUGUGGUAGUGACAUCUACUCUGUAUGUCAUCCAAACCAUCACUGAGGCCCCAUCAGUUUCAAACGGUUCUUACGUUUUCUCAGUUGGCUCUAAAUAG